Molecule: messenger RNA, 312 nt
Organism: Colletotrichum gloeosporioides
Lineage: Eukaryota; Fungi; Ascomycota; Sordariomycetes; Glomerellales; Glomerellaceae
Product: Trihydrophobin
Exons: 3
Coding region: 1-312 (103 amino acids)
Cellular component (GO): extracellular region
Source: RefSeq, a predicted model, not a curated record
AUGCAGUUCACCACCGCUCUCAUUGCCAUCUUCGCCAGCGUUGCCAUCGCUGCCCCUACUGGUGACGGACACAACGGCGGCGGCUCUACUCCUGCCCCGUACGAUCCUUGCUCUGGAUUGUACGACAGUGCCCAGUGCUGCGCGACCGAUGUCCUCGGAGUCGCCAACCUUGAUUGUGCUUCCCCCACUUCGGUUCCCUCCUCUGCCAACGACUUCAGAAAGAUCUGCGCGGUUGGUGGCCAGCGGGCUCGUUGCUGCGUCCUUCCUGUCCUCGGACAGGCCGUUCUUUGCCAAACCCCUGUUGGCGUUUAG